AUGAAAAUGCCUUUAUCUGCGAACAUUCUCAGCCCAAUUCUGGUACAGACCCAAUCACCACAAACGAACACACAAAUCCUGAUGAAUCAAGCUUUGAGUCUCUAUGCUAUCUUGCUGAAUUGCAGCGAGAUUAUUCAGAGCUUCCGUAUACGAAUUGUCUGUCAAUCUCUCCCUCAUCGAAUUCCCUCGAAUAGUUUACUUCGCAGGCUUCAUCAUUUGGUCAAACGCACUUCCUCAGAACGUUCCAUUUGGCUACAUCAACGUUUAACACAGAAGACAUCAGAUUUCACUAAUCGCGCCUCAAAAAUUUUCCGAAUCGUGAAAAUACUCCGUAAUUUCACAGAGAGUUUAUCAGGCUUGGUAGCAUUUUGUGUACGUGAAAUCAUAUCCGAUUUAGAAAUUGAGGUAGAAAAUUAUGAUGGUCAACAAAAUAACAAGGGAUCGAACUCUUUCGCCAUUCUUCUUCUGCCCAUAUCUGGUGUCGCUUUAGGCACAGAGGGACCAUUUUCAGCUGCAGUUGGAAACUGUCUUCUGGGUGAUGAUUUAAAAUGUGGCGACUUCGUUAUGAUAUUCGGUCCUUGGUUAACAUAUUCUCGUGAAUCUAAUCAUUUACCUGUAAUGCAUUCAUUUUUCUGGGUUGAACGUAUUAAAUCUAGGAUCCCGAAUUGUCAUCUCUUUUUAGACAAGACUAUUCCUAAUUUUCAAGCAAACUCUAUACAGCCUCAAGUAAUAACUUGUUCGUGUUUAUCAUCAUGCGACCCGUGUGCUAUGCUGAACUGUCCUAACCGUUUUAGAGGGUUACUAGAACAGAAAUUAUCUGUUAUCUCAGAAUCUCUAAAUUCUUCUGGAGAUACGUUGACAACAGUAUUCAACAGAAAAUGUUUCUUAGUAAUUGGAUGUUGUCGAUUUUGGAUACUAAAGAAAAUAAGAUAUAUUUUGUUAGUUUGGCAUUUUAGUGGUUUUCCUGGACUAAUUCUUUUGCCAAACCAAGGUGCUCAUCUUGGAACAUUGUCGAAACCCGAUGUUUCUUAUCAAUAUUUUAAACUUGGGUGUAUAUACUCUGCAGAAGCACUUCUACAGCUUCCUAAUGAACAGUUGGAAGAUGGCAUUCGCAAGGAGAUACGUAAUCGUCUGGAUGAAAUCAUAAGUCACUUGGGACCACAAUCUAUCAGUAAUUUAGUUGGUUUCAUUCGUGGUACUGAAGCCCAUAGUAAAGGGGAAUUAUUUCUUGAACAUACCAAUUGCGAGAUAAAUUUAUGGGAAGCUCGUGCAUCUAAUUUUAAUUUAAUUGAAUCGAACCAUAUUCAUCUCACUUUACCAACUCCAUACAAAAGUGAUCUGACUAUUUGUACACGCUGUUCCGUCGACGGUUCCCUGCUGAUCGAGCUACCGGAGGGUUCUUUGUCUAAAGACAUUAUUUUGGACUCAUUCUACAAUGAGAUUAAUAAAUCCCAGUUUUCAUCGAAACAUAAAAUGACGUUUGAAAAGUGUUUCACUGCCGGUCAGAAAGUUGCACGUGUAUUUUAUUUAUGGAUUUCUAAGUCUACUACCCUCACAUUACUGUUUACUAUAUCUGCUACAUCGAAUCUUUCAUCUACUGGGUUUGGUGUUCACAUAAAUAUUGAUCAGGCUUUAGUUUUCAGCAGUUUUCUUGUCGUAGAUCGUUUUUGUACACUUGAUAUUGAGAGUUACAUUCAACAUUCUCUACAAGCAUCCAGUUUGAGAAGUUCUCUUGGAAAACAACUUUAUGCCAAUUCAGUUCUUUUGCAGUCUUCGAAAGACUUGAAUAAAAUACGUGUUCAUCAAAUUAUCUUUUUCAAUGGUACCCUGAUUCGUGUAGAUACUAAUCGGUCACAUGUUUGGCCUAUUUGUCCUUACUGUGCAUGUGCUGAUUUUGAAAUUCAUCAUAAUGUGAGUCAUGAGAUCUCUUCGAAACCUGAAAAUUUGAAGUGCAUACGGUGUUCUGCACUUGUGUCAAACCCGCUUCAACGGUCAGAAGUUGAAGUACAAGUUCGAAUUAAAGAUGAAAGUUAUCAGAUGCCUAUGAACAAGCUGAAAGAAUAUCAGUCGCCAUCAGUGGAGUUGACGUUAAAUAUGGCAUCCUGGAGACUCUGCAAGUUACUCAAUAUAACUCGUUCAAAUUUGUUGGUGGAAUCUGGUCUCAACUCAAAGAAUCUAAUAAAUCGACGCUUAGACAAUGUUUAUGCAAUCGUUGUUACUAUUUCGAACAAAGUGACUGUGCAUGACAGUGUGCAGAAACAUAAUACUUAUUUGAAGCAUCUGUACGCUAUCGAGUUAGAUGAAAUCGAGAACAAUGGCCAGUAA
Heterobilharzia americana is the source of this 2325-nucleotide messenger RNA. Lineage: Eukaryota; Metazoa; Platyhelminthes; Trematoda; Strigeidida; Schistosomatidae. The record is from the annotation of a GenBank genome assembly.